AACCUUAAAAGCUUCUUUAGAUUUGGGCAUCUUCUGGUCAAUUUGUUCCCCUAGUUCUUCCCCCCAUUCUCUAGGAAUCAGUAAAGAAACUGACCCAAAAUUUGAUUUUUACUUUUCUUUUUGCCAAGAUUUUUUUUUUGGGAAAUUGGUACCAAGAAUUUUGAGUUUAUAGAAAUUGGAUAUGGAGUUUUGGGCUGGAAGGGUACACUCAGGAAAAUCUUUCCAAGCUAACAGAGUCAGCAAUUCUGGUAUUAUAUAGUAGUAUUCGCAAACCCUUCUCACUGUUCCAAGUGUUCUUCUUGAUUUUGUGAAAAAGAAUCACAUCUGUCUCAUGAUUUUGUAGGAAAAGAAUCCUAGGGCUUUGGAUUUUGACCAUCAAUCUUUAAUGGGUUUUUUAGUAAAGCAGAUUUGGAUUACAUGUUUUCCUUUCAUUCUUAUUUGUUCAUCAUUUUAUAUAUGUUGGGAUAGUAGAAUGCAUAAAGUUGGAAUUUAUUUUCUUCAUACAAGAAACAUAUUUGCCCUAUAAUAGGGGUAAAAUCUGCUUACGUUCAUCCCAAGACCAUAUUUUUUGUGGGAUUCUAUUGGAUUUGUUGUUGUUGUUGUACAAGUUACAUAUUUGGGAUUCCAACUUCCUAUAAUAGCCCUAAUAGGGUGGAGAGGUUGAUUUGAUUAUCCAUUUCUGUUAUUGAUACGGUAUCGUAAAAUCACACAUUUUUGAUAUGUUUAUUUUGGUUUGGAAUUAGGAGACAUCUCCUUGAACAUGGGCAAUGAAGAGGGAGAAGAAGUUUCGACGCCAUGUUUUACAUGUCCAUUCUGCUACAUAGAUAUUGAUGUUCUAGUUCUUUGCACUCACUUGCAAGAAGAGCAUUGCUUCGGCUUGAAUAACGCGGUCUGUCCGAUAUGUGCUGCGUCUCUAGGCAAAGAUCCUCUCAGCCAUUUCCUAAUACAACACGUGCAAUCUGUUAAGAGAAGGAGAAAACACCAAAAACCCGGAUUAUGGAACAAUGACACAACGACAAUGGCUGGGCAGGACUUGCAAGAACUAACUGCCAGAGAUGGGUUCAACGGUGAUUUCAAUCUACAAGAGCCAUCUUACCUCGAUUCGCAUCUGUUUGCAUUUCUCCCCAUUGUGCCUCCUUUUGAGCCCGAAAGCGCGCAAAAAGAGAGCAUAUCUUGUGACGUUGCUAAUGCAACUGGUUCACAGAGCAAGCAGCAUCGGUCUGAUCCAGCUCGGGUUGAAAAUUAUGAAGAGAAGCAAAAGCGGGCAAUGUUCUUUCAAGAGCUGAUGGCUUCAACCAUUUUCUUGGAUUGAUUAGCAAACACUUUCAAGUUCCUUGGCCAAAAGUUGCCAUCAAAGUGGUGACCAAUGGCAAAUAUAUGUAUGUAUUAACAAUAGUUAUUAAUGCAUAUUUUUAGUCAUUAUAUAUAUGCAUAUGGUGUUGUGUGAGGUUAUAUGUAAAAUGAGCAAUGGAAUUUGAGGUGAGAAUGAUGAGUAUGGCCUUGAGAUGUGUGUGGCAUGACAAUAUGAUAAUUGUAUUUGUGGAAGGAACCAAGUUGAAGUGCCAUUUUAUGUAUUUAAAAGGUUUCAUUUAUUUGUGGUGGCCAAUGUCUUGGCAAUAUAUGGGUGUGCUUGUG
Cuscuta campestris is the source of this 1635-nucleotide messenger RNA. NCBI's taxonomy places the organism in Eukaryota, Viridiplantae, Streptophyta, Magnoliopsida, Solanales, Convolvulaceae. The record is from the annotation of a GenBank genome assembly.